GGCUUAAGGUGGAGCGGGUCGGACCGGAACCGCAUGGCUGCCUGCGAGCGGGACGCGAUCUCCUGGUACCAAAAGAAGGUCGGGGCUUACGAUCAGCAGAUAUGGGAGAAGGCGAUCGAGCAGACGGAGAUGAAGGGAUUCAAGAGCAAACCCAAGAGGAAGGGCCACAUCCAGGCCGACCUGAUCGACGUGGAUCUGAUCCGAGGUUCUACGUUUGCCAAAGCGAAGCCCGAGAUCCCCUGGACGUCGUUAACGCGGAAGGGAAUCGUCAGGGUUGUGUUCUUCCCGCUGUUCAGUCGGUGGUGGAUCCAGGUUACGUCCCAGCGCAUCUUUACGUGGCUCCUGCUGCUCUAUGUUAUGCAAGUCGUAGCAGUUAUAUUGUACUUGGCGAUGCCUGUUGUGAAUGCCAGUGAAGUCAUGGGACCCAUGUGCCUUAUGUUACUGAUGGGGACUGUUCACUGCCAGAUAGUGUCCACCCAGAUGAACAAAACAGCAGGAAACAACGGCCUCAGCAGGAGGAGGAGGAAAUUACGUAAAUCUGUGGGUGCUGAUGGGAGCAGCUGGGCUCCUCCUGACAGAGCCAGCACAGAACAGCAGGCGGAAUCCACGUCCACGCUCAGCAGUUUAUUUGGCAUUCUGUUCCGGAGGAGGGUCAAAAGCUCGAAGCUGGUGGCUGAGAAAGGAACUGAGACAGAACACGGUGUGAGCGCCGUGAAUAACGGCGUCAAGCACAGACAUGGCCGGUCUGAGCACAGGCUGCUGCACUUCAAAGAGAAAAAUAAACUUUCUGAUGUGGAGAAGAGCCAUCAGGAUGAUUGCACCAACAGAGAUGGUGCAUCUGAUGAGCUUUCAAGCGAGGAGGAUGCUGAAGCAGUGGCAGAAAGGAUCUUGUUACGGCAGCACGUAGAGGGGGCUUCCAGUGACAAUAGCUAUGAAGAGAAGAAAAAGCAGUGCCCUGUUUCUCUGAACCAGGCUGUCUCACAGGUCAAACAAGCCCUGAGAGGUGUCAGAGAUUCUGACAGCGUUGCGGAAUCUGAACUUGAAUCCACAUUAUAUAAUCAGGACUCGAGGUCGUGUGUGAGUGUGGGGUCCCGGAGCUGCAGUGUGACCCGGAGAGACUCCGAGAGCACACGGCAGGACUCUGAGACAGAAGACAUGCUUUGGGAUGAUCUGCUGCAUGGGCCGGAGUGCCGCUCAUCCUGCACCAGUGACAGCGAGGAGGAGACCAUGAAAGGUGGCAGGAGAGACCUGAAGGAAGAUGUUUUUCAGCAGAACCAUUUGCUGUGGCUACAGAAUACAAGCCCAGAAUCUGCAAAAGUGAGUGCGCUGAUCUGGGAAGGGAAUGACUGCAAGAAGGUGGAUAUGUCUGUGCUGGAGAUCAGCGGGAUCAUCAUGAGCAGGGUUAAUGCCUACCAGCAGGGAGUGGGCUAUCAGAUGUUGGGAAACGUCAUCACCAUCGGGUUAGCGUUCCUGCCCUUCCUCUACAGACUCUUCCACACCGAUAACAUAGAGCAGUUGUGCUCCAUUUCUCUGAAGGAGCUUUUGCACAUCUUCUGUGGGGCACCUGCCAGCAUCCCUGUCAUUGUUCUGUCUACCAUCAACUUCCUUGAACGGCUUUGCUUGACCUGGAUGUUUUUCUUUAUGAUGUGUGUUGCUGAGAGAACAUACAAACAGAGGUUUUUGUUUGCCAAGCUUUUCAGUCACAUCACAUCGGCUCGGAAAGCCAGGAAAUACGAAAUUCCUCACUUCAGACUCAAGAAGGUAGAAAACAUUAAGAUCUGGUUAUCUCUUCGUUCCUAUCUAAAGAGACGAGGCCCGCAGCGCUCUGUGGAUGUUGUUGUAUCAUCCAUCUUCUUACUGGCUCUUUCAAUUGCUUUCAUAUGCUGCGCCCAGGUCCUGAAGGGUCACAAAACGUUUCUGAGCGCAGCUUAUAACUGGGAGUUCUUAAUCUGGGAGGCAGCACUUCUUCUCUUCUUACUGCGCCUGGCAUCCCUGGGCUCUGAGACCAACAAGAAGUACAGCAAUAUUUCCAUCUUGCUUACUGAGCAGAUAAACUUAUACCUAAAGAUGGAGAAGAAACCCAACAAGAAAGAACAGCUGUCUCUGGUUAACAACGUUUUGAAACUCUCUACAAAGCUGCUAAAGGAACUGGACACACCAUUCAGGCUCUAUGGGCUGACCAUGAACCCAUUAAUCUACAACAUAACGCGCGUUGUAAUACUCUCUGCUGUCUCGGGUGUUAUAAGUGAUCUGCUGGGAUUCAAUAUCAGAUUAUGGAAGAUCAAACCAUGAACUGACUGACCAUCAGCACAGCCCUCCCCAGCGGAAGGACACGGCAGAGACCGAGGGCUGGGACACAAAGCAGGGCUGCUCUCACACUACAGAGGUCUGUCACUGCAGUUUCUUUAACAGAGCCUCAAGGUAUGCACUGAAAGCUGCCCCUCUGCUUUACUGUUCUGUGACAUAUAGAAUAAAUCGGUCCAGUUUAUGAAGUCAUCCCAUGGCAUGCUCAUGUGAAACAGAGUAAAUGGAGCCAAAUACCGGUAGUACUUUGCACUGAAGAUAGCAGGAACUGCGUGCACUGACUGUGGAGCAUCAAUCACUACAAAAGCCAUGCUGGAAUGACACAGGUGCUUGUUACAGGUGCCUUGUUUCUCUAAAAAUCAGCCCCGUGCAAUAACGUAACACAUCAGUCCUCCUGCUGUUGUUCACAUCAUUUUCAGAGAGCACUGGAGCUACGCUGGGCUUUGUGUAUCUGCCUCCAGAGCUCUGCCUGGGUGAUACUGAUGAGGCAUUAAUGUGAAUGUGCUGAAAAGCACUUUGCUCAGCAUUUCAUCGUGCUUUUGGCUGCAGUGACAGCAGCCUGCACAGGACGAACGCUGACCCGAUGCUGACAGUUGGGCUUGCAGCUGCAGAGCAGCUCUGUAACAGAUGGAUGCUGGCUGGCUUACAUGGGGUUUACUGCAAGUAAUUCAUCGUUUUUGGAAUACACAAAUACAGGUAAAAACAUCUGUUGGCUAAGAAUCACUUUGCUAUGGUUGUUCUCUCUGACACCUGAGUGUUUAUAGGUAACAGUGGGCUACACACAGCAUCCUGCUGUACAUCCUUCCAUGACAGCUGAACUUGGUGUUCUGAGAAGCUGCUGCAGCUCUGCACUGCAAUAGUGCCUUACACUGGAGUACUUAAGGAAGCUCCUGCUGUGGUAAUCACGGCAGUGGAAGAUGACUGAGAAAGCCUUCCUCACUUACAAAUAGAUUCUUGUUUAAAAACAACAUAGGAAAGACAGAGAAGUUGUAAAGAUGUCCUGUAGGCUUGCACUGUCCUUAAGUUUUGCUGACUGUUGUACCAGUCAUGAGGAAAAGCAAAAUGUGACGUCCUCGCGGCUUCAUUCUGUCACGUAAGGAAGCAAGAUGGCAUAAGAACUUUUGGUAGUAAACUGUUUAUAGCUAUUUUCUGUACAAGGAAAGGUUGAAAGAUGGAAAAUGACAACUUGCUAUAUCAGAAUGUACAAAUAAACCUGCAGUUCAAGUAUUCCUUCAGCAGCAGCUGUUUCUAUGCGACUCCACGACUUUAUCACCUUUGUUGAACAUUUGUUAUCUGAGCAGGAAGCCAAGGAAACUUGCACUAAUAAACUGCAUUUGUUUUCCAGAA
Coturnix japonica (Japanese quail) is the source of this 3651-nucleotide messenger RNA. It is a transcript of the gene PHTF1, whose product is annotated as putative homeodomain transcription factor 1. Lineage: Eukaryota; Metazoa; Chordata; Aves; Galliformes; Phasianidae. The record is from RefSeq and is a predicted model, not a curated record. Gene Ontology annotation, cellular component: endoplasmic reticulum.